Linum tenue is the source of this 5611-nucleotide messenger RNA. The record is from the annotation of a GenBank genome assembly. NCBI's taxonomy places the organism in Eukaryota, Viridiplantae, Streptophyta, Magnoliopsida, Malpighiales, Linaceae.
CUCCGCCUUUCUUUCCUUCAAUCUCACCACCUCCCCCAGCUUUGCUUACUUUCGUCCAUCUCUUCUCGUCUUUUGAAAUUUUGGCCAGAGAAAUCUUGCCUCCUCCCCCUUCCUUUCCUUCCAUCUCGGCGAAUUGAUUUUAACCUCCUUCCAUCUAUAUAUCUCGCCGUCACCCCACCCUUCACCUCCUCAUCGCUGAGUCCAGAUUGAAACACAACGACACUUGGCAGUCCUCCAUCGUCGAUGUGCCAACCACAUCCUCCUACCUCUACUCCUCGCGACGGUACUCCGUUGCAGUCGCCACCAUCCCUCCUCCUCUCUUCCCCUUGUCGGAGGAUCCUUUCAUAUUUAGCCAUGCAUGCACCUCCACCCGCUCUCUCUCUCAAUCUUCUUUGCAAUCUAGCUAUGUCGAUCAUCUUUCAGCCUCUAGAUCCGACGAUCGGUCGAUAAUGUUGGUUGUGGCAAGCGACGCCAAUCAAACCCAAACCAAACCCGAACAAUUUCAAUUCGGGACAAACCGGCCCAUACCUACUUCGGGUGAAGUUCGCCUGGGAACAAGAGGGUAUUUUGGGUUUGGUUUUGUUCGGGUUCGGGAAACCGAACCUACCAAAUGCCCACCCAUACUCCUACCGUCCAAACCAACGCGUGGGGUCCACCUCCAACCAUUCAACCACUUUUUCGAUCGCUUUAUCUCCCCUCUCUCUUUCGGUCUCUCGCUCAGCUCUGAGACGCCUCAUUUCCUGAUACCUCCGCGUUGCCAUUGGUUUAAACCCUAAAAUUUGCGCGAAUUCUUUGUCUCCGAGGAUCGGUUUCCAGCUCGGAAAUGGUGGCCUGUACACGAACUACCGAGGAGAAGUAUUGGGGUCAUUAUAGCUGGAUGACAUUCACGUGAACCCAAUAGAGUUUGUAUACUGCGUGUUAAAUAGCUUGUUCAGUCAAUAACUAACCUACUGAGAACUUGUGAGGGGAAUUAUCUAUGCCUGGCAACGAAGUUGGAGAUAGGAUCCACAAUUUCUUUGGUCAGGAGACUUCUUCUCCGGUCCCACAACACUCGCAAAUUGCUGAUGCAGCCUGGCCUGGGAUGAGUGGGAAUCCGUGGGCUGGAAGUCAGGGACAGAUUGCCACACCCUUCAUAUCUGAUUUAAUAAAUCGCAGUUUACAGCAAUCAGUGGCUGAUUAUGAGAGAGGAUAUGGUGGUCAGUCAUCACCUGUGCAGCAUGAUUUGAGCUUUCAACAAUCAAUUGAAAGAACAGAGCCUGCUAGAAGUCAAUCACAAGAUCAGCAACCAACUAUAAAUGGUUACUUUCAGGGUCAUCAGGGUUUCCAGAUGAGGCAGAAUGAGACAAACUUUUUGGGAAUGGAUACAGAAUCUGAUCGGCAUAAUUUAACACCAAAGGGUUUUUCCGCAUUUGAUUCCCAUCAAGGAAACUGCCCUGACUUUCACAAACGAAAUUUAGUUAGGAUGGACUCUACUGAAUCUCCAGUUAAUUUUGACUCUUUUGGGGGUCAGCAUCAGAUGAGUCCCCAGCAUCCAGGAAUUCUGCAAUCUCUUCAUAGGCAACCUUUGGGGAUCGGGGAUAUGCAGCUGCUGCAGCAACAAUUGAUACUCAAGCAAAUGCAAGAAUUUCAGAGACAGCGACAGCAUCAUCAACAACUGCAGCAACAGGAAUCAACUAGGCAACUUAAUAUUUUGAAUCACGUGUCCUCUCUCGGAAAACAUGCGCUUGUUAGUCAGUCCCAAUCUAUGAUCAAUGGAAUUCCUGUACAGGAUGCAUCUGGUUAUUUAUUGCAGCCUGAGGUUAUUGCGGCUAACACAAACUGGCAACAGCAUAGUAUGUCUCCAGACAUGCGAGGCUCAUCUAGCGGGCUUGGAUUUUCGUUGGAACAAAACCAAGCACUUCACUUGAUGGGUGUGGUUCCGCAGAAGGUUGAUCAAUCUCUUUAUGGCGUCCCCAUCUCUGGAACAAGAGUUACUUCAAGUCAUUUUUCACCCAUCCAAAUGGACAAAGCCCCUCCCCAGCAGAUGUCUAGCAAUAAUAAUUCCCUUAUAGCUAAUCAGUAUACAGUUUCAUCAAACAAGGUGAAUGAUCAAGAAGGACCUUCGGGAUUGAGGCAAGGAUUUCAGGGGGGAAAUGUGGUUGGAAGAGUAGAUACUCAAGGCGUGGACAGUGGAGUUAAUUUAGAAUGUCUCCAGCAAGUGAAUUCCUGGCAAAGUAGUGUGCCAACCCAGGAAUUCCUUGGGAGGCAAGAUGGAGAAGCUCCAUCAAUACCAUCACAGGAGAAGACUGUUGGUCAGGCUGUGUCUUCUCAGAAUGCCACAACACUAGAUCCAACCGAAGAGAGGAUUUUGUAUGGGUCUGAUGAUAAUUUGUGGGAUGCUUUUGGAAACAGUGAUCAUGUGGGUUCUGGAUGUUUGAAUACGGAGAGUACGGAGGCACCGGGUGGUGCUUUGUCAUUUUUACAAAGUGGAACUUGGAGUGCUCUUAUGCAGUCAGCCGUAGCAGAAGCUUCUAGUGUGGAUGUUAGCACACAAGAGGAAUGGAGUGGUCCGGGUAGCCAGUGUACAGAACCUCAAAAUGGAAAUCGUCUGAUCCGGACUGUAAAUGGUUCUGGAAAACAACAAACAGCUUGGGCAGGUAACAGCUUCCAAACUGGCUUGACCUUGAAUAAUCCCUUCCAUCAAUCAGAUGAUAAUACAGGUAUAAAUAGUAAUGAAAUGCAUAGAGUUAAUCGUUCUGGGGUGAGCUCUCCACACGAUGUGAGUGAAAAGUCACAGAUGGAUUCUUUUCGGAAAUUUUCUCAGCAGUUUGUAAAAAGUAAUACCAAAUGGCUUGAUGGGAGCCAUCAACAAAAGGCUGCUGUUGAAGUGAGCCAUAAUCAUGAAAAGGUUGUUUAUUCUCCCGUUGUGGAUUCGAGUGCAAAGAACAUUUCCCAUCCCUGGGCCAAUCAGGCAGGCUCCCCCCUGCACAAUCCAAUUGGCCAAUCAUUCAUUAGACAAAAUGGUUGGAACUUCAUUGAUUCAGCAUCAUCAAAUACAGGCUCAGCUUUGAAGAGUCAAGGGAAACAAAAUCCUUUGCAAGCUCCCGCUACAAAUGAUUUAAAGAGCUCGAUAGGAAAGAACAUUUGGAGACCUGACCCUGUUUCCAACUCAGCUGUUGGGACAAUCUCCACACAAUCUAGUACUGGUAGCCCUCCAGUCAACACAGAGGAUUCUAGCCGGAAUAGUACUCCGGGUUUCAGCAGUAUGAUGCUCAACCAACAUAGCAGCCGAGAUGUUCCUCAACUAGGAAACAAUCUUGAUGUCUGGAAACAUGCUGAUCCAGUAAUGAACCAUAAGGGACGUGAGAUCACGGAAAGCCGUUCGCUCAGUAUGGAGAAGUCAGAGGGAGUGUUCGAGUCAUCUGGAAACUUGUAUGCUUCAAGCACCGUAAGCACUGAAAUGGAUAUUGCAGCUUUUGGACGCUCUUUGAGGCCCAAUGCUUCGUUGAGUCAAAAUUACUCAUUGCUGCAUCAAGUGCAGGAUGUGAAGAAUAGGGAGGUAGAUCAAAGUGGUAGGAGUUUGAAGAGACCGAAAGGAUCUGAUGGUAGUGUUGAUCCUCAGUUAGCUGCUUCUGAGGGUGGGCAGCAGUUGUUUGGACACGCUAACACUGCCAGAGGUGCAUUACUAAACAAUGCUUCUAGUUCUCCUGAUGAUCCAAAAGCAGUUGGCUUUUCUGGGAGACAAACAGACGUGCAUGGGCCGAAUCUUCCUUCUCAGGACAUGCAUGAGUUUGGUGGGAACAGUUCUAGAAAUUUUGCGGACAGCAAUGAUGGGGUUACUGGUAAAGGUGACCUUUCUCAGAUCAGUCCCCAGAUGGCUCCAUCAUGGUUUAAUCAGUAUGGCACCUUCAAGAAUGGACAGGUUUUAUCCACAUAUGAUGCUAGAAAAGUUACUGCCAUGAAGCAUGCAGAAUUAGCUCUAAGUGGUGGCAGGUCUUCUAAUAGACUGCCUAUUCCAGGUCCAUUAGAGGCUGCAAGAACCACUAGCGAUGAUGCAAAUCAGCAUGGCCUAGUUAGGAUAAGUUCUACGCCACUAAUUAGUGAGGAGUUUUCUUUUCCUCAACUGUCACGGCCUGACUCUGUUGGUAUGAGUUUGUUUGUGGUAAGACCAAAGAAGCGCAAGAGUGUCACAUGUGAUCUUGUUCCAUGGCAUAAGGAAGUGAUAAAGAUUCCGCAUAGGCUUCCGAAUAUGAGUUUGGCAGAAGUGGAAUGGGCAAAGGCAGUUCACCGUCUGACUGAAAAGGUGGAAGAUGAUGGUGAAAUCGUAUAUGAUGGGCCGCCAGCCAUAAAAUCAAAGAAAAGAUUGAUGUUGACGACACAGCUUAUGCAGAUACUGCUUCAUCCUCCUCCAUCGUGGGUUAUGUCUGCUCAUGCAACUUCUCAAUAUGAUAGUGCUGCUCAUUGUGUUGCUCGGUUGACACUGGGAGAUGUAUGUUGUUCGGUCAAUGGCUCCGCCAGUCACGCUUCCCCACCUUCCAAAAGUGGCAACAUAAUACCUGAGAGGCUCAGAAUCUCUAAAACUAAAAGUGAUCAAUACUUCUCGAAAGUUAUGGAAGAUCUCAUCGAGAGAACAAUAAAGGUGGAAAGUGACUUGCUGAGAUUGGAUAGGAGCAUGUCUGUGUUAGACUUGAGAGUAGAAUGUGAAGAUUUAGAGAAGUUCUCUGUCAUCAAUCGGUUUGCUAAGUUCCAUGGUCCAGGUCAAACAGCAGGUGGAGCAGUAGACACUUCAUCCUCGGGCGGCGCUUCUAAUGCACAGAAGGCCUUUCUUCAAAGAUAUGUUACUGCGCUUCCCUUCCCUAGGAAUAUCCCUGACAGAGUACAAUGUCUUUCACUUUGAUAGUUAUUUAAUCAAUUAAUUAAUUAGUUUUCUUCUCUUGCCCAUAUGCGCGCAGUCCAUGCUUUUUUGCAGUCUGUGAACAUGGAUGGGAAUGUAGGAAGCAGAUACUAGAUUGUCUCCUCAAAACUCAUAAUGGAUGUAGGCUGUUAGAUUUGUACUAAUUAAUGUAGGCUGUUCAUGUCACUGUGAUCUGUUUAUUAGGGAACUGUGGUUCGCCUUCAUCUUUUGGCGGACUGUUGGAAUGUGUAGUUUGGCACUUUGGCUUGUAGCCUAGUGGGAAGAAGAAGAUAACAGAGAUGGUCCUGACGCUACAUCUAGCAAGUAGCCUAGUGGGAAGCGCUUUAAAAGCUUCAUGUAAAAAGGGUUCGGUUCGUUGUCUUCCCUGUGAAGUGAAUGUAGAGAAGUAAUUGCUGGAUUUUGGUUUGGUGACUAAGUUAGUCUCUACUCAAUCUCCGGUCUUGCGUCCUUGCUUGAUAAAUAAGAAGUGGAUGAGGAUUGCUGAGGUUUGGUUGUAUGAGAAGCUUACGUCCUUUAUUGUUUUGGCCCCAAGUCUUAGAGAUAUCUGGUUCGGUUCUGAUGGAUGGGACGCGUUAUUAGAAUUUUGGAUGAAGAUGUUUUUCUCUUAUGUUUCCAGUUUAAUUAAUGGGCGGGGCACUGUUUCGUUCAAUCAAAAUUUAUUCUUCUUUCGUUCAGUUAAUUUGAGUAUUUGUAUUUCCUAAAAUGUCGUAUAUGCUC